Aspergillus heteromorphus CBS 117.55 is the source of this 1684-nucleotide messenger RNA. RefSeq names its product putative G-patch domain protein. The coding region runs from base 109 to 1248 and encodes 379 amino acids. The transcript has 2 exons. Gene Ontology annotation, cellular component: kinetochore. Lineage: Eukaryota; Fungi; Ascomycota; Eurotiomycetes; Eurotiales; Aspergillaceae. The record is from RefSeq and is a predicted model, not a curated record. Gene Ontology annotation, molecular function: nucleic acid binding.
GACAGAAUUGGCGCAUUGUCCCCUCGCACUUGUCCCUCCUCCCUCGGCAGUUUUAAUUCCAGACUCCUCUAUCUCGACUCCGACCUUAUCCAGGAGCGUGUGACUGACAUGCCCCCUCACCCGUACACCGAGACCCCCGCACGCGCAAAGUCGGGGAAAGCGGACGCCGAAGACGACGAUGACGGAGAUGACGACUACAUGAACAUGGUGAUUGAAGAGCCGCAGCAGAAGGAGACUUUUGCGCAAAAGAAGCGCCGACAGCAACGCGAGGCCGAAGCCCGGGCCAGAGUCCCAUCCAAAGCCGAGCGCGCCGCCGAAGAAGCUGCCCGUCGCGAUGCGGCCUUAUCCACCAGUACGCUCGACCCCUCCAACAAGGGGUUCCAGAUGAUGGCCAAACUGGGCUUCAAGCCGGGACAAACUCUCGGGAAGCAGGCCGAUCCCCAGAACGAGAAAGUCGCCUCGAGUCCGACACCUACCGAUCCCCAGUCGCGAGGCCGGUCCGAGCCCCUCAAUUUGAUAUUCAAGGAAGAUCGCGGCGGUAUUGGUCUGGACGCCGAGCGGAAGCGCAAGUUCCUCCAGGAGGCCGAAGAAGUGACAAAGAAGGUGAAGCAAGACGAGGGGGAUUAUCGCGACCGGGUACGACUGGAGCGCGAGACGAGACGGCUCGAGGCCCAAUUUCAGGCUGGACAGAAGGUCGCCGAACGAUUAGAUGCCGAAGCAGAGGCGGACCCCGAAUCUGCCUCUCGAGAAGGGCAGCCCCAAGCAGCACAGAACCCUGAGGACGAGGGAGAAGAGUCGCACAGAGACGACCCAGCCCGCGAACCUAGCCCGAAGAAAGUCAAGGCCAAGGUCAAACCGACAUCUCAGAUCAACAUCCUUUACCGGGGACUGGUGCGCGCGCGCGAAGAAAAGGAACGUGACUUGCAGACCCGCCAUCUAUUACAGUCCUCUCUUCCGUCGUCGUUCUUCCCGAAUGCGCGGUUACCGGGCUACGAUGAUCCAACCCUCGAGCGAGACGACCAGGAGGCCCUCGGAGGGGGACGGGAUAUCACCACGAUCCUUGAGCAAGAGCUGGAAGAAGAAGACCCCGAGCUGGACGAGUUUAACGCGCUGGAACCGGGCGAACGGCUUUCCCGGCUGGUCCAGUAUCUCCGCGAGCAACACCACUACUGUUUCUGGUGCAAAUAUCGCUACGAGACGGCAGAGAUGGAUGGAUGUCCCGGAGUGACAGAGGAAGAUCACGACUAAUGACUGGCAUGCGCUGUACUAUACAUUGCUAUUGUGACCAUGACGGAUGAUCGCCGUUCUACGAUAAUAUGUAUUCGGAACUCGACCGUUGAAUUCACAACUCGACUAGGUAUCAUAUCAACUGGGAAUCUUCUCGACAGUAUACAGCCUUCCAUACAGCAGCCCAAUCGCCAGGACUGGGGCCAUGCCUGCGGUGAAUCAAACAAACACAGCGAAGAUAAAAAUAAGCAACUCAACGUAAGGCCACAAUGCAAGCAGCGGGGAGAAACCGAGGUUUCCGUGGUAUCAGCAAAAGCACUAUAAUCCAUCAGCCGGGGACUGGGCGUCGACGGCUGUAGCCGAAAUCAAAGCCAUGAGCCUUUGGAAGCGAGAGAGGCAUAGCAAGUAAAUACAGCGCUCUUCCCUGCCAUGCGGGGACUCGGCGGGUAAACAUUAG